UAUAUACAUAUGUGCUCAGUUUUCUUGUGACUUUGCUCUUAUAAAAGCCCCAUACGUUUUGUUUUCUCUCUAUCUGUACUGUCUGAUCUCACGCCACAAAUGGCGCCAGCUUCUUUUCAGCAGACGUCAAACAGUACAGUUUGCGUUAUGAACGCCUCAGGGCGGCUGGGCUCUACCCUGGUCCAGCGCCUUCUCCAGAGAGGCUAUACUAUCCACGCUACGGUUCAACACCAUGAUGAAUCGCAGUUGAAUAGGCUUUGUUGUGAUAACACGAAGCUGAAGAUUUUCCGUUCAGAUCCUUUCGACUAUCAGAGCAUAAUCGAUGCUUUGAAAGGCUGCUCUGGCUUGUUCUACGCGUUUGAGCCACCACAAGACCAACCUGCGUAUGAUGAAUAUAUGGUGGAAGUGGAGGUAAGGGCAGCACACAAUGUGCUAGAAGCUUGUGCACAAACGGAAUCGAUUGAGAAAGUGGUUUUCACAUCCUCCGCGACCGCCGUCGUUUGGAGAGACGAUCGUAAAUCCAUGGCAUCUGAUCUAGAAGAGAGACACUGGAGUGACGUCAAUUUGUGUCGUAAAUUCAAGUUGUGGCACGGACUGUCAAAAACGGUGGCGGAGAAGACAGCGUGGGCCUUGGCAAUGGACAGAGGAGUGAAUAUGGUAUCCCUCAAUACUGGGUUGUUGAUGGGCGGUCCUGAUUUGUCCAUUACUCACCCGUAUUUGAAAGGUACGGCUGAGAUGUACGAAGACGGGGUGUUUGUGACCGUUGAUCUUGAUUUUUUGGUGGAUGCCCACAUUUGUGUCUUCGAAAACAUCUCGUCCCACGGUCGUUAUUUAUGCUUCAACCAUGUCAUUAACAGGCAUGAAGAUGCCCUUAAGCUCGCCCAUAUGUUGGCAUAUCCUUCUGCUCCUCCUGCGCUACCUCAAAGCCAUGAACAAGUAAUGAGGAUCAUCCAACAGAGGAUAAGCAACAAGAAGUUGAACCAGUUGAUGGUGGAUUUUGAGUCAUGUGGAUCCCAGGUGGACUGAUGCAUGCAGUACUCCUACCUUAAGAUUAUGGGGAUCAUCAAAGCACAAGCUUCAUUGGAUAUUCCUCUUCUCGACCAAAUCGAAGCGAGCAUUUUCAUACAAUUGGGUUGAAUAUAUUGUUGGUUGUUUAGGUUCUUCGUUUUGAAUUUGUCGUCCGUCCCCAGUUACAUUUACAAAGUCACGUAGAAUGUCAUCUCAAUUUUGUAACUAUUAGGGAUAAUAAAUUUCAAGAUAAAUGGUACCCUUUAUGAUAUUGGUUCGAAAAGUCCA
Molecule: messenger RNA, 1296 nt
Organism: Juglans regia (Persian walnut)
Lineage: Eukaryota; Viridiplantae; Streptophyta; Magnoliopsida; Fagales; Juglandaceae
Product: cinnamoyl-CoA reductase-like SNL6
Exons: 5
Coding region: 100-1026 (308 amino acids)
Molecular function (GO): oxidoreductase activity, acting on the CH-OH group of donors, NAD or NADP as acceptor
Source: RefSeq, a predicted model, not a curated record